Seriola aureovittata is the source of this 2511-nucleotide messenger RNA. It is a transcript of the gene nsg2, whose product is annotated as neuronal vesicle trafficking associated 2. Lineage: Eukaryota; Metazoa; Chordata; Actinopteri; Carangiformes; Carangidae. The record is from RefSeq and is a predicted model, not a curated record. The coding region runs from base 389 to 958 and encodes 189 amino acids. Gene Ontology annotation, biological process: endosomal transport; G protein-coupled dopamine receptor signaling pathway; clathrin coat assembly. Gene Ontology annotation, cellular component: endosome; membrane. The transcript has 5 exons. Gene Ontology annotation, molecular function: clathrin light chain binding.
AGAAGAAGAAGAAGAAGAAGAAAAAAAAAAAAAAAAACAUUCCCCCUAGUGGCAGCUCCAGCGGCUGGGUGUGUAGCAGCACACGGUGAAGAAGAGGCUGUGUUUGGAUUAGGGGGUUGGACUGCCUGCUGGUAGGAAAACCUGCCGCCAGACACCCAGUUUGUCUCCGGCGGUGCAGCCUCGCUUUCCCGCAGCAUCAGCACCAUCAGCAGCAGCGACACAGCAGCGCAGCCUCCAGCCUCACCUCCUGCUCUGCUCAUCAUCUGCGCUCCCCUCCGCCUCCGUCCAGACACAAACACUGCCGCAGCACAGAGGGAACGGACGGACAAGGACGAUCCGCUGAGCAGUCUUCAGGGAAAUAAGGGAAUAUAUUUAAGGUCGGUGAAAGAUGGUGAAACUGGGGAGUAAUCUUCAAGACAAAGGGGCCAAACCUGUGAGCGUGGAGGACGGCUUUCAAAAUGUGCCCCUCAUCACUCCACUGGAUGUUGGCAGCCUCCAGAGCCAAGCACCUGACAAGGUGGUGGUGAAAACUCGCACAGAGUACCAGACAGAGAAGAAGAGGCUGAAGGUUCCCAAGGUGGAGGAGUUCACCAUCAGCUUUACUGACGGGGUGUCUGAGAGACUUAAGGUGACGAUCCUGAUCAUCCUGGCCCUGGCCUUCCUCGCCUGCAUUGUGUUCCUGGUGGUUUAUAAAGCCUUCACCUAUGACCAUGCCUGCCCAGAUGGAUUCAUUUAUAAGCACAAGCGGUGUAUCCCAGCCUCUCUGGAGGCGUACUACGCUGCCCAGGAUGCCAACUCGAGGGGCCGUUUCUACACAGUGAUCAGCCACUACAGCAUGGCCAAGCAGACCACCUCGCACUCUGUCUCCCCCUGGCUUCCUGGAGGGGUUGGGGGGCAGCAGCAGCAGCAGCAGCAGCAGCAGCAUGACACUAAACCCCCCAGCAGUGAGGGCCACUGAGUUAGCUGAAGGGUUAAAGGAUGUUGUAAACACACACGCAGACAUGAAGAAACACAUACAGACACAGGCAAGUGUAGACAGACACACACACACACACACACAUACACGCACACAAACACGCACACAAACACGUAGGAGAAUAUGUAGAAAACUAGACAAAAGAGAUGCACAUUAACACAGCAGCUACAUAUUUAAUGCCAAUAUAGAGUGAAAACAUGCAUGCAGACAUGAAAACACAAGCACACGCUAGGCCAUAUUCUGAUUUACCCUGUCUGCCCAUUUCUAUGCUCUUUUCUCUUAUCGAGGAGCAUUUCCCAUUGAUCUUUUGCUCUCGGGAAUAUCAUCAACUGCUGAUACACACUCACAUAUACAAACACACACACACAAACACACGGUCUGCUCUCUUGUUACCCUCCUCUCAUUUAUUAUUAUUGAUGGUCAUGAUAUAUUUAUUUUUUACUGUAAUGUAUGGAUGUUUUGUAUGUGAUUACCAGGCAACUCUUUGUACAAAGGCACGAGUCAAAUGCUGAAUUUCACGCUUCCUCUCUGUGAGAUUCUUUGGACUUUGGAGUCUUUUUGUUUUUUUCCAAGUGUGUAUACUGCAGUUACUGUAUAUUCAUUCACAGCUCCUUUUCUUUCUUGCCAUGAGCUGCAUAACCUUAGGCACAUCUGUCAGUCACUACACACACACACACACACACACACACACACACACACACACACACACACACACACACACACACACACCACACACACACACACACACACACACACACACACACACACACACACACACACACACACACACACACACACACACACACACACACACACACAACGUCAUAUUCCAACCCAAAAUACGUCAGUAUGGUCUUGUAUUGCUGUAAUACAUUUUUAAAUACAAAAGUUCAGCUCUGAGGAAGGCGUAAUGCCAAUGUCCACAUCCACGACACAUCCCGAGUGGAUUGAAUGAAUUUUUCCAUCAUGGCUGUUUGAUAGCUCACAUUCGGUGACAUUUUCAAUGUGCUGUGCUAUACAUUUUUAAAUCCCCCCCCCCAGUGACCCAAGCUGUACAUAGAACUGUGCAUUCAGGCUAGUUUUUUGUGUGUAUGCAUUGUAGUAGCUUUUAUUAGGAGGUUUUUCGUUUUCUUUUUUAUUUAGUUAUUUAUUUUUUUACAGGCCGACAAUUCCUCCAUGCAAGUUACUUACAUAUUGCUUCAACUGCCAGUCUUGUAGCUCCAUUAAACACAGUGUUGCAGAUGGGGAAGGAAAUACUGUGCGUACCACCGUCCCUCACCAAAACUCUUUAUUUUCCGCUGUGUUUCCUUAUGUUUAUAGAUGGGCUUCAACUGCAGCCAAGUUUUGUUCCUGUACUGUUUUUUUUUGUUAGUUUUUUUCAUUUUGUAAUGUUGGAUCCAUUGUCAAGAGCGCUUUUAUGAGAUAUUGUGAUGUCGUCAGUUAAUAUGUAGCGAUACCUGGUGUAAUUUAUCAGUGUGCAUCCUCGUCCCUCUUCUCUUGGUUUGAAUUCAAAAUAAAAACAAGCUGUGACCUGU